AUGGUUCAUCCUGCAUUUCUGCGCGAUGAGCAGGUCUUCAAAGACUAUUUGGAGGCUGGGAAGGCCGGGGAAAUUGAUAUUCGAGGCAUACAAAGAGCGAACGUAUCAAGCUCUUCUGGUAAAGAUGCUACUGAGGAUGCUACUGAGGGUGCUAAGCCUAUUAAGGAUCCUACUGAGGAUCCUACUAAGGAUUAG
Molecule: messenger RNA, 195 nt
Organism: Penicillium maclennaniae
Lineage: Eukaryota; Fungi; Ascomycota; Eurotiomycetes; Eurotiales; Aspergillaceae
Exons: 2
Coding region: 1-195 (64 amino acids)
Source: RefSeq, a predicted model, not a curated record